AUGCCAGAGAAUGAUGGCUUGAUGCGCAUAUUCUGGCCGGCCGACCUGCCACGAUCCGACCUGAGGGGUGUGGUGGUGGGGUGGAGGAACUCGGCCCUGGACGUGUUUGUGCUGGCCAUUCUGGAAGAGGUGGAGCCCCGAAACGUCGACAGCGCCUUGAAGCUUGGCACCCUCACGCGAAACGCGCCCCAUCCAGUAAGCCGCAUCUAUGAGCUGUGCGGGCAGUCGUCUCUGCAUAUUUUGGGACUGUCGAAUACUUCAGACGACGUACAGAUCGACCCAUCAUGGAUCCGAGCGACGACCGGGCCGAGCAUACGUGUACCGAUAAUCACAUGCGCCAGGGCCUCGAAUAUUCAGAUCAUACUCUUCGAACGACCUUUUCCCGGAAGGAUGCAGUACAUCUCCUUGAGUCCCAUAGCUCUGGCCCUGGGCGACAAGCAUGAGACAUUCAGGAUCGGUCUUUCAGACGGCGCCGAGGAGGCCGACGAACGAGAGGAGCGGCUCAAAAAGGAGAAGAAGAAAAAACUGGUCGAGAAAUUGAAGCAACACUCUAUAUUCAAGCGGACCCCGUCGGCCAAAGAGAGAGCGCUGCCCAAAAUUGUGAAUCAAAUCAACUGGGCGCGGGAGCUCGAGAAGCUGAUGCAGAAGAAUGUCUCGAGGAUAGGAACAAGGCCCAAGAGAAGUUUGAGUGUGUCUGAGAGGGUUGUUGAAUCGGCGACAACCAUGCGAGACAUAAUACUGGUAUGGCUAUGGAACUUGGUGACGGUCUAUGUCCUGCCCGUUAUCAAGAAGCUGUUCGUGAUCGGGCUGAUGGCGCAUCGGAUCGCUGCCGAGGUGCUCUUGACGGUGCUCGAGUGGCGGGCUCGACCAAAAUAUGCUGCGCUGAAGGACAUAUCUGCCACAGCCCAGCAAGUCGAGAUUCGGCUUCAGCAGUUUUGCUACUGGCCGAUGCAGUAUGUAACACUGCGGCUUAGGAAAAACGACUGGGAGAGUGUUACCACCAGCCAUCCCGACUACAUUCGCUUCUACAACAGCUUGUGGUUGGUAGCCAAUGAUGUUAUCAUUGGUAUUGCGUUGGGGUCAUACGUCAUCGACAAUUCCAGCUGGCUUGCGGAUGAGAUCAGCCACCUCUUGACGCAGUACACGGUCGAGGCUCUGCAGAGCAGUAUUUCGUGGCUCAUGGGAUGGCCAGCGGGGCUGAAGCUCAACAGCGAACUGGCAUUGUUUCUAGGGGAUUUGUUUCUGUGGGUUAUUGAGUACUGGUCCAGUUGUAUUGAGACUCUCCGUCCGGUUCUACCUCACAUGAUUUGGUUUAUUGGUUUCUCCAGCUUUGCCGGAGCCAGCAUGCCAAUCGCCUUGUUCUCGGAUCUGACAUCGAUCUUGACGAUACACAUUUAUUCGUUCUACUUGGCAUCUGCGAGGAUCUACCAUUGGCAGCUCAACAUCCUGAUCUCGCUCUUCCACCUAUUUCGCGGCAAGAAGCACAAUGUACUGAGGAACCGCAUCGACUCGUGCGACUACGACCUGGAUCAGCUGCUGGUUGGCACCAUUCUUUUCACCUUGCUCUUCUUUUUGCUUCCAACCGUGGUGGUAUUCUACCUUAAUUUUGCCAUCGCCCGCAUGGUCAUCAUAUCGCUCAAGGCGGUUUUCGAUACCAUGCUUUCAUUUUUGAAUCACUUUCCACUUUUUGCGCUUAUGUUGAGGAUCAAAGACCCUGGGAGGUUACCAGGCGGAAUUCGUUUUGAACUUCGAGAUACCCAAGAAAUUAGACACGGCGUUAAUGACACGACGAAACCAAUACCUUCGACUUCUGUAAUUCACUUGAAGUCCAUACCCCUGAGCUUCAAAGCCAUGUUCCAUCAGUACUUUCAGAUGGGACACCGCAUCCGAAAACACUACUUGUCCCCGCGCGUAUUGCUCUGCCUACUCACAGGCAAAUUUGUGCCACCGCUUGAUCGCAGAAACUUGUACAGUCUGCAGUACAGCAUGCUUCCAGCACGCAGAGCCGGCAUCAUGGAGAUGUGGGACGCGGUCAACUCGCUGCCGUCUCCAAAGCGGAGAACGGCACCGCUGUAUAUACCCGCAUUGGCCAACGGGAGGAGAUAUCCGAGUAAUUCUGGCGGUGGGAGGUCACGAAGUUAUGGGUAGGGCAAGCAUGCGGUAUAGGUAGAAAAAAGGCUGGGGUAGGUUAUAUAGGUUUUCUCUAGAAAUAUAUAUAUAUAUAUAUAUAUGAAUAUAUAUAAUACGGGGCA
This is a messenger RNA of Podospora pseudopauciseta, 2252 nucleotides long. Its product is annotated as pig-Q. The coding region runs from base 1 to 2148 and encodes 715 amino acids. Lineage: Eukaryota; Fungi; Ascomycota; Sordariomycetes; Sordariales; Podosporaceae. Gene Ontology annotation, biological process: GPI anchor biosynthetic process. The transcript has 5 exons. Gene Ontology annotation, cellular component: endoplasmic reticulum; membrane. The record is from RefSeq and is a predicted model, not a curated record.